Molecule: messenger RNA, 1967 nt
Organism: Salmo salar (Atlantic salmon)
Lineage: Eukaryota; Metazoa; Chordata; Actinopteri; Salmoniformes; Salmonidae
Product: prostaglandin E2 receptor EP4 subtype-like
Biological process (GO): positive regulation of cytosolic calcium ion concentration; negative regulation of inflammatory response; inflammatory response
Cellular component (GO): plasma membrane
Molecular function (GO): prostaglandin E receptor activity
Source: RefSeq, a predicted model, not a curated record
CACUGUUAUGGGAACUGUUUGAGCUUGCUGGUAGGACGAAAACAAAGCCCAGCAACAUAUGUUCUGUGGUAUCGUAGGCUACGCUUUCUUUUAUGUUGCUUUUUUUGUGUUCUCUUGUAAAGAUACCGCAUGGUGUUGAAGGAAUGUUUCUUAGAUGUUGAAGCUAUCAAGCUAUUAUGUUUCAGUUUUAAUUUAAGAAUGAUGAAUUAUUCCGUCAAUGACAAUGGCUCAAACAUUUCAGAACUACUCCAACCGCUCUGUGUCACCUACAACCACAGCACUUUCCCACCUCUGCGACUGGAAUCCAAAUCCCUGGUCACUUCAGCCACUAUGUUCGCCGUUGGAGUCCUGGGGAACCUCAUUGCCAUUGUUGUGUUGUGCAUCUCAAAGAAAGAACAGAAGGAGACCACUUUCUAUACGCUGGUUGUUGGAAUGGCUAUCACGGACCUGUUGGGCACCUGUUUCACCAGCCCGGUAGUUAUUGCCACCUACAUAGUCCAGAGGUGGCCCGGCGGAGAACUACUGUGUGAUUUAUUCUCCUUCUCUAUGCUAUUUUUCGGCUCGGCUGGAAUGUCCAUCCUGUGCGCCAUGGCAGUUGAACGAUACCUGGCCAUAAACUACGCAUACUUUUACUCUCAAUAUAUUGACCGGACAAUGGCGCGUUUCGCGCUCAUGGGCAUCUACCUGGCCAACAUUGUGUUGUGCAUCAUGCCCAGCUUUGGGUUCGGGAAGCACAUGCGCCACUUUCCAGGCACUUGGUGUUUCUUGGACUGGAGGGCGACGGACCCCCUCGCCGCCCCGUAUUCGUUUCUUUACGGUGGGUUCAUGUUGCUGUUGAUUGCGGUGACAGUUCUGUGCAACUUCGCAGUGUGUCUGUCACUUGUGAGGAUGAGCCAGAAGACGCUGAUAGUGAGAGCGAAGGUGUCCGCGAAAGGUGGCUCACUGCGCGGGUUCCUGCCCUCUGUCACCAGCCUGUCCGCGGCUGAGAUCCAAAUGUUCUGGCUGCUAAUAUUUAUGACCAUCGUUUUCCUGGUGUGCUCCAUUCCUUUAGUGGUGCGCAUCUUUGUAAACCAGCUGUAUGGUCCUGCCUACAUCUGUGCUGGAGUGAAACCGGAUUACCGGAGUGAUCUGAUGGCUAUCCGCUUCGCCUCGUUCAACCCCAUUCUGGACCCCUGGGUCUAUAUCCUCUGUCGGAAGAACCUGUUGUUUAAGGGCUGUGAGAGGAUGAAGAAUACAGUUGGAAAAGUCAAGGCGGGGCCUGGGCCUACUUUAGUCUGUGCUGGCACUGGCAGUCAACAUUCACACCUGUCAUUUGAAUGCACUAACGAGACCAGUUAUGUGUCAUUAUGCACAGCCGACUACAGAAAUGAAUUCCAGAACCAGGUUACCACCAAAAGUAAAUCGUUUACAGACUUUACCAUGCGUGAAGCCUGGGACUUUGACAUAGCGCGGGAUAACUUCCAUCCGUUUAGUGUCGACCAAACUGCCGUGCGCAGCUUCCAGGCAGAACUUGCUGUGGUGUCCAAACCGGCCAUGAUGGCGCCAAUGCUCGGGGGCAGUAAGGCGCUUCCGGCAAAGUGCACACCAGCAGGUCUCCAUAGCCAUGUCAGUAAAGUGGACAUAGUCACCUGUACCUUCAGCACACCUAGCUCCUGUCAUUCGGAGAAGUGCCUCUGAGCAACUGUAGGACUGUGGUAUCCUCUACAAAACAUGAAUGUUUUCACAUUGACUUUAACAGCAAAUAUCUGAGAUGCUGACAGCCAGACAGACACGUGUCAUUUUCCCCAGCAAAUGAGGCGUUCUACGUGCUGGGGAUGUCCUAAGGACUCAUUUUUGUUUGCAGGGACCUUGAUGUAGCCUUGAUGUACCAAAUGGACCAAUUUGGACAUUUUAAGAUGCAGUUUUAAAAUUUGUAACGCAAUUCUAUUAGUAUCAUGGCAUAUGGGUACAAUAGGCACCUACUUGCC